Molecule: messenger RNA, 3044 nt
Organism: Monomorium pharaonis (pharaoh ant)
Lineage: Eukaryota; Metazoa; Arthropoda; Insecta; Hymenoptera; Formicidae
Gene: wfs1
Product: wolframin
Exons: 6
Coding region: 267-2870 (867 amino acids)
Biological process (GO): endoplasmic reticulum unfolded protein response; calcium ion homeostasis
Cellular component (GO): endoplasmic reticulum membrane
Molecular function (GO): protein binding
Source: RefSeq, a predicted model, not a curated record
AGCCCGACUCGACGCCGGAGACAGGGACAAGGACGCGCACGCGCCUCGAGUGCCAGAACCAUUCAACAGGACGGGACCCCGCUCGGCGGAGCCGCGCGACGUGCGGUGCGUUGUGAUCCUCGGCGUUUUUCGUGGGCCGGCGAUUCGGCGUGAGAACGAAGGUGUUUCACGUGGUGGAAAAGCAGAGAGCUCAUCGUCGUCGUCGCCGCCGCCGCGUGCGAGACCGGACGGAUCUCUCUCUAACCGCGCCCUCCGUCCCCGGAGCUAUGGCUGGCAUCGUACCGCUGUCUGGUAGAUCCGGUAGAAAACAGUGGACGCUACACGAUGGGCCUAAAGGUUCUCUUAGACGGUUACGUUCCCGACUAGCAGAGGACGGCUGUCCAGAAUCUCAAGUGAUUUUGGCUAAGCAGUUGUUAGAAGAACAAUGCGAACUUGACGUUGAUAAAGAGGAAAACGCAAAGCUAGGCGUUUAUUGGCUGACAAAAGCCUCAGAGCAGGGAAAUUUGGAAGCGACCGAUAUUCUCAGAAAGUGCUUGGCGACCGGCCGCGGUAUCACGGAGCAUAAUUAUUACGACGUAAAAAAUUGUCUAGACAUGACGCAGGACGAGAAGUUGGCCAGAAGAGCAGCGAGGGAAAUGUUUAUGAGUUUAUCAAAUGGCGAGGACUUUAUAACUACGGAGCAACUGCAGAAACGUAUGAGGAGCUUGUCGUCACCGUCGACCAGUAAUACCGAUUAUUUUCAAUCGAACAAUACCUCCAGUAACUCAUCGCAAAAGGGACUGAGCGACAACGAUAAUGAUUGCUUCCCCAGAAAUGGGCUUCCCGACGAUUCCCCGCCUACCAAGGAUGAAGACCGAACGAACGACGUUUAUGGUUGGACAGAUCAAAGUCAAAAGAUCACAGAGGCUGCUUUGGUAUCCGCGGCUGCGAGUUAUGCGCGUGGGAUGCUUCCCAUAGUGUCGCACGCUCUUUGCAUGGUGGAUCCCUCCGAAUUGGCGCUAGACACGAUACCGCUGCUACAGAGACCGUUUGUUCAUCCGUUUGCGUCGCUGAAACGUCUCUACAGUUGGUUGAUCGAGACCCUGGGCCAUAGAGGGAUGUCGAUUAGUAGAGUUUUCUUUACGUCGAACCUACACGUUCUCCUGUUACUCUUGCUGUACUCCUUGUUUGGCACGGAGAGCUUAAUACUUUUUAUACCGAUGGCCCUCUAUUAUCUCUCGUUCGCAGUUAUGGUAGUGGCCACCUUCCAAAUGCUCCAACGCAAACGCGAGUUCAACGAUUUUCGCGUGUGGUCGGGUCUAUUUCUUAACUACUCGGGCGGAAAUCUGAACCCCGAAGAGGCGGAGUAUCAGUUCUGCCGCAACAACUUGAAACCAUAUGGACAUUUCUUUCUCGCAUUACUAUUGAACCUUAUGAUCUACCCUCUGAUAGCCCAUCAGUGGACCCCGCAAUCCGAAUUCACUAUAAUAGCGGUCACGCUUACUCUCAUCACACUCUGCAACUUUAUGUGGAGGGGUUCCUCGCGAGUUCCUGAUUUCCUGGCCCUUUUCAGCUUUGGCGUACACGUACUCGCCAAGUAUCCUUACGAGACGGACAUGGUUGUGGCGCAAAGCUGGAGAUUCUUGGACAUCAGAGUGCCAACGUUCGCGUCCUACGUUGUCGGCAAUGGCAUAGAGUUUUGUCUAAACUUCCGUGCCGUAUUUUAUCUCCUGAUACCAGCGGUUUUUGCGAAAAUGGCCGCGAGAGACGGCUGGCGCGGCACGUAUCGGAUUCUGAUACCUCAUUGCGUUACUCUAAGCUGGUGGCAAAUAGCAAUUUUCAGUUCUCAAGGUGCCACAUGGUAUGGCUUAAUCAGAGGCGCUCUCGCACUAGUUGGGAUGGUCCUGUUUCUUCCAAUCGCCGGUAUUGCUUCCGUUAUUUUACCGUUUGUUGCUGUUGCCAAAUAUUUGUCGGAAAAUGAUCUUGCCAUGAGGAUAGCGAUUACUACUUUACUUGGAGGAAUGCCAUUCUUUACUUCGUGGUAUCUGAAGAAAACGAGAGCGCCGAAAUUUAAUUGGAUCAUUACGCUCAUGCAAAUUGUUCUUGGCAUUGGCGCUGCGGCAUUUUUAUCGUGGCCGAUGAUAAUGGAAUAUAAUCAGAAUUCCGACGAGACAUCAUACGAUGUCGCUUCUACCUUAACAUGGGAUCAGUAUCAGAAUUAUUGUCAUCAACCUGCGUGGGAAGAACUAUCAUCGAAAGCGCAAGUGCAGGUGCAAUGCGCUCAAUUGGAAGGCGUACCCGUUGCAUGGGAAGGCUACGUAACAAAUAUUAGAUUAAAGUCGACAAAAAACAAUAUUGCAAUUAUAUUGAACAGGUUACCAAACAACAUUAAAACAAUAAUUAGUUGUAUGUAUGGAGUACCAUAUGAAGAAAAUUGUAAUUUGGGUGAUGAUACUCGCAGAAAGAAUUGUAAGCACAUCACGAGCAUCCAAAAGAAAAGAAACAAAUGUUAUUUUCCGUCUUGGGAUCAAUAUGAAUUCGAGAUAUUCGUCAAGAUGAAAAGCGGUAUAUGGGGAAGUACCACAGAGAUACGUCUCAUUGCGGACCAUUCUUUCACCAAUUUUAGUCUGAGCAUAUAUCCAGGUGAUAAAAUUUGGUUUUCUGGUGCACUUCUGAAUAAGGACUUGGAAACAGAAUCUCUUCUCGGUGGCGCCGAACCGCACAUCGAUUUGGAAGAGGUAGGGUGUCUCGCAUGCAAUUCCCUCGAUUUGAAAACGUCUUACAAACGUUAUAGAUAUCAUAUAAGUUUAAGCUCUAUUGUUAGAGAUCUUUGUCUCAGCGUAAAGACUGUAUUAAACUUUCUGUUAAAUCCGAUUGUGAUGUUCAAGUGAUGACAUUCUACAUGACUGAAUCCUUUAGAUCUCUCUAUAGCUUUUUAGAUCUAAUGUAAUAAAAAUUUUUUUAAUAUCUAAUUUUCAUUACAAUUUACACGAUUAACAUGGUUUAUAUUAAAGAAAAAUCAAGUUACUAUUAAAAUUUUGUUUAGAGUUUUUCUGUAGACAAAU